AUGGCGGCACUUCCGCCGUCCAAUUUUGGACCCACAUCGUCGCAGUAUUCCACAGAAUCAGACCCGUCUCAAAUGGAAUUCUUGUCCGUUGAAAGUGGCGGCGCCGCCGAAAGCACUAGCACAGGAGAAAGCAACUUCGUUCCCCGCCCCAAGCGCAUCGCAUGUGUUGUCUGCCGUAGGAGGAAACUAAGGUGUGAUGGGAGACGACCAAGCUGUGGGACUUGUUCACGUCUGGGACAUGAAUGCUCUUAUGAUGAAGUGCGCAAGAAGAGUGGUCCAAAGCGGGGAUAUGUCAAGCAGCUUGAAGCGCGAUUAGCUCAAGUAGAGACCCUGCUCAAAGGCCAGGAUCCGGAAUCCACCCAACGAACCUCCCCGCAUCAACCAUUGGAGAAUGCAUUCACAGCACCCAUCGCUGAUGAAUCUAUACUGGAUUUGCCUGACCUCUCGGACCUAGGAGGGCUGGGAGGCAUUGGAUGUAACAUAGAUAACUCGUUUUCAGCUAUGAAUGCCCCCGGCGCAGGUCAGCCAAGUCCUAUGUUAUAUCCCCCGCUGUCCAGCACCCCGGGUGGCGGCAACACUCAAUGGGACUUGAUUAGUUUAGGACUGGAGGAGCCCCUUCCUUCACAGGAUGUGAUCGAUGAGCUCGAAGCUCUUUUCUUUGAGAAAAUCUAUCCAAUCAUGCCCAUCAUCCACCGGCCCCGUUACUUUGCAGCCCUGACUCUCGCUCCUAAUAUGCGACCACCGAUCUGCCUGCGGUACAUUAUGUGGUGCAAUGCCGCAUCUGUCAGUGACAAAUACUUCUUUCUACAUAAUCAUUUUUACCAGCGGGCACGCAAGUAUGCUGAGGUGGACGAAAUGAAAGGAUUCGGAGAGAACAUCGUCAGUUUAGCACAUUGCCAAACAUGGAUAUUCAUCGGGACAUACGAAUUCCGGAUGAUCUUCUUCCCACGAGCCUGGCUGAGCGUCGGUAAAGCUGCAAGACUAGCAUUGAUGCUGGGAUUGAAUCGGCUUGAUGGUGUUGCUCUCGAUGUCAAACAAACCAUUUUACCACCGAGAGAUUGGACAGAGCGCGAAGAACGUAGGAGAGUCUUCUGGGGCGCAUUUGCCACAGAUAGAUAUGCGAGCGUUGGAACUGGUUGGCCCAUUCUUAUUGAUGAGAACGAUAUCAUGAGCAACCUCCCUGCAUCCGAAGAAUCUUUUACCAAGAGCAAGCCACAACGAACACUUCAUCUGAACGAUAUCAUCACCGGAGAUGGUGUUUCUACACUAUCCCCUUUUGCAUGCGUGGUGGUUUUGGCAAGUCUUUUCGGUCGUAAUCUCGUACAUAUCCAUCGACCUCAGCCGCAAGACAACGAUCAUGACCUCAAUGGGGAUUUUUGGAAGCGCCACAGAAGUCAUGAUAAUAUUCUUCUGCAUAUUUCGCUCUCGUUGCCUGAUCAUCUUCGACUUCCAACUGGCGUGUCAGACGUGAAUGUCAUUUUCGCCAACAUGAGCAUCCAUACUUCAACCAUAUGUCUUCACCAAGCGGCAAUAUUCAAGGCUGAAAAGAACAAGAUGCCAAGUCAGAUUACGACCGAAAGCAAGCGCAGAUGCCUUGUCGCCGCGAACCAGAUUUCGAGUACUAUGAAGAUGAUUAGCCACGUUGAUUUGACGAAUCUAAAUCCUUUCAUGUCAUUUUGUCUCUAUAUUGCUGCUCGUGUCUUUGUACAGUAUCUCAAAUCCCGACCAGAGGAUUCGAGUUCCUUUCUUGUUCAAUUGGAUGUUGAUCUUGAUGGAACUGGUAUUCGUGCUUUAGACGAUAGACAGAAAACCAACAUAUCUGCACAAUCACACUGCCAAAAUAAUGUCGAUUGUGCUCCUUUAUACCAGAUCCGCCAAACACAAGGGACCGGGAAGGAUGAGUCUUUGCAAUAUAGUACAAAUCGCGGUGGCAAUCAACAUCCUAUGCCUGCCAGUUCGACAACGUGCCUCCCCAACCGAAAUAGGGACUCAACGACCCAGCCCACCUCGGGAUCAGUCUUUAACAGCGAUGAUAUGCAUCAUUUUUUCGGAGCUUCCACUCAGGCGACAGGUCCAAAAAUGGAUCAAGCGGGAUCAGCAGGCGCCAUUAUCGAUAUGGACAUGGACUUUCCAGCUGACUGCGGCAAUCUCAGCGACAGAAACAAUCCACCAUCAGACCAUCCCACCCCCUCGACCUUGAAUUCAUCCUCGAACACGUCCUAUUCAAUGAACGGUGCUGACGAUCCACCACCCGGAAACAAACAUCAAAAGACGAACUCGGUAUAUCCGAGUCAGGGGUCAGCCCCGUCCUUUGAUAAAGUCAAUUCAAACCUCAUGCCACAGGGAAAUACAAACCCGCAGUCCAUUGAUUUGGGCUCUCUGGCUGGUCGGUUUUAUCAAAGCAGCUCUAAUAGCCCAUCAAUUCCCGCAGAGGCGUCGGGAAUCUUUUCUGUGCCCUCUGCGUGGGACCUUCCAACCCCAAAUCCAGACGCGCGCAAUGAAGACCUUAGCAAUCUAAACAUGGAGACUUUCAGUGAAUCUCAAUGGGCUCAGAUGUUGAAUAUCCAAAUCCAGGGUGAAAACGGGACCAACACUGGCUGGGAUAACUGGCGGCCGUCGUGA
Messenger RNA from Penicillium vulpinum, 2622 nucleotides. Its product is annotated as putative C6 transcription factor Prf. Lineage: Eukaryota; Fungi; Ascomycota; Eurotiomycetes; Eurotiales; Aspergillaceae. The transcript is spliced from 7 exons. Gene Ontology annotation, cellular component: nucleus. The record is from RefSeq and is a predicted model, not a curated record. Gene Ontology annotation, molecular function: zinc ion binding; DNA-binding transcription factor activity, RNA polymerase II-specific; DNA binding. Gene Ontology annotation, biological process: DNA-templated transcription; regulation of DNA-templated transcription. Bases 1 to 2622 code for a protein of 873 amino acids.